This is a messenger RNA of Cordyceps fumosorosea ARSEF 2679, 1137 nucleotides long. RefSeq lists its product as hypothetical. The transcript has 5 exons. Lineage: Eukaryota; Fungi; Ascomycota; Sordariomycetes; Hypocreales; Cordycipitaceae. The record is from RefSeq and is a predicted model, not a curated record. Bases 1 to 1137 code for a protein of 378 amino acids.
AUGACGGACAAUCUGGGACCCGGCCUCCUUCGCCUCAAUAUCGCCCUGAGUACCAUCACAUGCAGCAUCGUCCUGCUUCGAUGCUAUACGCGAGCCGUGAUUGUCAAGGCGUUUGGUGCAGAUGACUGGAUAAUGAUUCCAGCUACGCUAUGCUACCUCGGAUACAUCAUAUCCUCCAAUCUUGGGGUGAAAUACGGCACUGGUCAGCAUAGAUCGGAUCUGUCAGAGGCCAACUAUCAACGAGCAAUGAUGCACUGGUGGUACUGCUACUUGUUCUUCAGCAGCGCCAUGGUCAUCUCCAAGCUGUCCUUUGCCUGGUUCCUCCUGCGAAUCGUCAACAAGAGAGUCCACACCUGGAUCAUCUACGCGGCGUCCAUGUGUACCGUCGUCGCCGGCGUCGUCUUCUUCUUCGUGGCCCUGUUCCAGUGCAGCCCCGUCUCGUACUACUGGGACAAGACGGGCGCGGGAAGCUGUAUCAGCAUCGACAUCAUCAUCGCACUGGCAUAUCUGUACAGCGCCUUUAGCGUGUUGACGGACUUUACGUUUGCCAUUCUGCCGGGGUUUGUCGUGUGGCAUCUCAACAUCCAGAAGCGUGCGAGGAUUGUCGUCAUCAUCCUCAUAUCCAUGGGUUGCGUGGCAAGCGCUGCAGUGGUGGUUCGAUUCCCAUUCAUAAGGUUCCUUAGCGAUCAUGACUUUCUAUGGGCGACGACUGACAUCGCCAUCUGGACCACGGUCGAGACGAGCCUGGCCAUCAGCGCGGCCAGCAUAUCCACCCUGCGACCCCUUGUGCAGAGAGUCGGCUGGAAGCUCGCUUUCGGCUCCCAGGUCACCGGCGAGAACAACGGCACCAGCGGCCGCCGCAGCCGGAUGCCCAGCUUCCACCUCGCCCCCUCCAACAAGAUGGGCCAGCACGUGUACAUCAAGUCGGAAGUUUCUCAGGAUGCCUCUCGCUUCAAAGGAGAUCCGAAACUGGUCAUCGGGACACAAGCCACGGCGUUUGCUGCACGUCCGGGGGGUGAGAGCAGGGAUGAAUCGUUUGGAAGUGGGAGCGAGAGCUUUGAGUGCCUCGAGAUGACCAAGGCUGCGGAGGAGGGAUCUGUACGCAAGGUAUGGCCAAAAUCCUUUUUGCAUUCGUGA